Messenger RNA from Rotaria sordida, 3263 nucleotides. The record is from the annotation of a GenBank genome assembly. Lineage: Eukaryota; Metazoa; Rotifera; Eurotatoria; Philodinida; Philodinidae.
AUGAUGAUGAUGAUGAUGAUGAUGAUGAUGAUGAUGAUGAUGAUGAUAAUGAUGAUGAAAAUGAAAAUGAAAAUGAAACUACAAAUUCAUUAUCAAAACCAAAAAUUGAUUCAGAAGAAAAUAUUUCAAAUAAAGAAACAAUAGAUCAUAAUGAAGAUAGUAAUGAUUCUGAUGUACUAUAUGUAGAAAAUGAUACUGAAUUGGUUAAUGAUAAAUUAACACAAAAAUUACAACGUUUACAUCUUGAUGAUCGAGUUAAUAUACCAGAUGAGAAUGGCGAAAUUCUUGUUAACAUUAAUCAUCCUAAUGGUGAUCCUAAUUUGUAUGUACCAAAACAUCUUUGUCCUAUACUUAAACCACAUCAAAUUGGUGGUAUACGUUUUAUGUAUGAUAAUAUUGUUGAAUCUCUUCAACGUUUUCAAACAACAGGUGGACUUGGUUGUAUUCUUGCACAUUCCAUGGGCUGUGGAAAAACUGUACAAGUUAUUACAUUUAUUAAUAUAUUAUUAGAACAUAAAAUAGCAAAAUCAGUUCUUAUUGUUGUACCAAUAAAUACAAUACAAAAUUGGUUAAAUGAAUUCAAUCGUUGGUGUCCAUUAGAUAAUCCUAAAAUUGAAUAUAAACGUUUAUUUCAACUGUAUAUAUUAAAUGAAACAUCAAAAAAAUUUGCUCAACGUGCUAAAAUUGUACAAAAUUGGUCUCAAACAGGUGGAACACUUAUACUUGGUUAUGAAAUGUUUCGUUUAAUGGUUACGAAAAAAAAUUCUCAAACAAAAAAUACUAAUACAAAUAAAUUAAUUACAUCAAGACCUGUCACACCUGUUGUUGUUGAUCUUGAAGAAGAAGAAAAAAAUUUUGAAACAAUGGAAGAUGUCCGAAAUGCAUUACUCAAUCCAGAUCUGGUCAUUUGUGAUGAAGGUCAUCGAAUUAAAAAUCAUCAAGCUGGUGUAGCUAUUGCAUUAAAAUCAAUUCGAACACGUCGUCGAAUUGUUCUUACUGGUUAUCCACUUCAAAAUAAUCUCAUCGAAUAUUGGUGUAUGGUUGAUUUUGUUCGACCAAAUUAUCUUGGUAGUAAACUUGAAUUUUGUAAUAUGUUUGAACGUCCGAUAUUAAAUGGACAAUGUAUUGAUUCAACAGUUGAAGAUGGAAAACUUAUGCGUGCUCGUGCACAUGUUUUACAUAGUUUACUUGAAGGUUUUAUUCAAAGACGUGGUCAUGAUGUUCUUCAAUCAGAUUUACCACCUAAAACUGAAUAUGUUAUUUUAUUAAAAUUAUCAAAUAUGCAAAAACAAUUAUAUAUGAAAUUUCUUGAAGCUGUUGGAGCUUUAUCAAAUUCUUCAGAAAAAACAUUAAAUCCAUUAAGAGCAUUUGCUAUUUGUUGCAAAAUUUGGAAUCAUUCAGAUGUUUUAUAUAAAUUUGUACGUGAUCGUCAAGAUGGUUCAGAUUUAGAUUUCGAUUUUGAACUUGAUCAAAAUUCAAAUUCAACAAAUAAACCAUUAACAACUAAAACAAGAUCAUAUACUCGUUUAAAUUUAAAUAAUCGUGCAUCACCACAAACUGUAAACGUGAAUAAUCUUUAUGAACCACAAACAACAACAUUUUCAAUAGAAAAAAAAGAAUUUGAUUAUGAUUUUGCUAAUACAAUUUUAAAUUCAUAUGUAUGUGGACAAUUAGUAAAUGGAAUUAAAUUCCAAAUUGCUUUAACAAUAUUAGAUUUAUGCAUACAAGUUGGAGAUAAAGUUCUCAUAUUUAGUCAAAGUUUAUUAUCAUUAAAUAAACUUGAAGAAUUUCUUAGUCAACGUUAUAUACCAAAUACAGAUCAAAAAUGGGAAAAAAAUACAAAUUAUUACCGACUUGAUGGUGGUACAAAUAGUCUUGAACGUGAAAGAUUAAUCAAUGCAUUUAAUACACCAAAUUCUAAUGCAAAAUUAUUUUUACUAUCUACUCGAGCUGGUUGUCUUGGUAUAAAUUUAAUAGCAGCUAAUCGAGUUAUUGUUAUGGAUGUAUCAUGGAAUCCAUGUCUUGAUGCUCAAGCUGUUUGUCGUGUUUAUCGUUAUGGACAAAAAAAACAUUGUUAUAUUUAUCGAUUAAUAGCUGAUUUUACAAUGGAAAAACGUAUUUAUGAUCGACAAAUAGCUAAACAAGGAAUGUCAAAUCGUGUUGUUGAUGAAUUACAACCACAAAAUCCAUUUACAAAAAAUGAAGUUGAAAAUUUAUUACAUUUUGCGACUGAAGAAGAACUACCAGCUGCUGAUUUAUUAACAACAAUUGAUGAAAUAACUGAUGAUUCUAUAUUAAUAUCGACUUGUAAACAAUAUUCUCAAUCAAUAACAAAAAUUCCAUUUACACAUGAAUCUCUUUUAUCUGAUCGUAAAGAAUAUCAAUUAACAUCAGCUGAAAAACGACGUGCUGAAAAAGAAUAUCAAGAUGAAAAACGAAUGAAUACUUUUUCAUGUCGUUCAAGAUUUCAAACUUCUCGAUCUUACUCUCGAUUAUUUAAUGAUUAUGAACCACGUUCAUAUCUUCAUACUUCACCUUCAACAUCUUCACUUGAACAUCAUUUUCCAUUAUAUCAACCAAUAAGAUCAACAGCAUCUAUGACACCAUUACCUUAUCAUAUACAACAACAAUCAACAGAUAGAAAAUUAGAACAAUUAAAACAACAUGGAAUAUCUGUAGAACAAAUUAUACUUCGAAAUCCCUUACAAGUUCAAUUAAAUGCAUCAGAACGUGAAAUUAUUCCAACUGGUGUACGCAUUCAUCUAAUAAAAGCAUCUCGUGGUUCAUACAUUCGAACACCGGAUGGAAAAUUUUUUGCUAUUCGUCAAUCACAAACAAUAUCUGAAAAUGGUUCAAAACAAGCAUCAAUGCCUCCUCCUCCUCCUCUUCCUCCAUCUCUUCCAUCACAACCACCAUCAUCAAAUCCAAUAGAUCAAUAUUUAUUUGGUAAUUUAGAUUCAUCUCAUAUGUCACCUGCAACAUCAUCAUUAUUGAAUGAUAUGAAUACUUUAACUAAUGAAAUAGAUCUUUUAAUUGAUGAAACAUCAUCAAAUUCUGCUCCUCCACAUCCUCCACUACUUCCAUCAUCAUCAUCUGCAUUUGAAAAUUUAGCAUCUUGGCAUAAUGAUUAUUUUCGACAAAAUAAUUUUUAUUCGGAUUUUUUUUCAAAUGAUUCAACAUUACCUCUGUUAUCAUCUUCAACAAAUAUUGAUACUGAUAACAGUACAAAUAAUUUUACAUCAAAUGCUUUAACAUUUAUGUGA